GAGUCGAAUCUGAAACGACAGAUCGGCUACCAGACGACUCCAGAAAGGCGUCACUCUUUACUUCGGGCACAUCCUUCCCUCCAAGUCAUCUCCAGUUUGAGCAGUUCUGCCGCUACCUUUGACCCGGGCGCCCAACUAACGCCUGCGCAACCGGUGAUGGCACCAGGCUUACCGCCUACACCGCCUCACAGAACAAGUUGGAAAGGCAAAAGACCACCUCACCCCGUUCCCAAGAGAAGCCAGCGAACUCGGCUCGUGGGCUGGCUACGCAAACGACAACUCAGUUACUGCCUGCCAUCAAUCAAUUUAUCAAUCAUCCCCUAUCCAAGGGCAAUAACAUGUCGACCCGAUCAGAUAAUCAAUCACUCAAGCGGCAGCGCUAGCCCACAAGCAAACCCACAUGCAUGCAACCCUCUAACCCCUCCUUCUCCUAGGCCUCCCCUAACCUCUCCAUGA
This is a messenger RNA of Protopolystoma xenopodis, 456 nucleotides long. NCBI's taxonomy places the organism in Eukaryota, Metazoa, Platyhelminthes, Monogenea, Polystomatidea, Polystomatidae. The record is from the annotation of a GenBank genome assembly.